ACUUUUCUAAGUCAGCCUGGUAGGGAAGGGAGAAGAGGCGCACUCAACCAUUCUUCUGGACAGACCCUGCCAAACUCCAGAAAACACCACAGUUCUCGGCAAACGGAGGCAGCACAACAGCCAAAGUGAGAGGAACCCAACCUCUUGCCCCUGGAAGACCCAUUGAAUGAGGCCAUUCUCCCACAUUUUUCUACAAGAGUCAGAUGAAGACACACAGACCACUGAGAAGGAGUAAUAAAUGUCAUAGAAGAGACAAGACAGGUGGAAAGAAUGGCCUGGAAGUGAGAUUUCCCAGUCUGCCUCAACUGCUUCUUCAUUACCUUCCCUGUGUGUCUCCAGACCCUGCCCUCUGGCCAGGACCACCCUGAAAGAUGGGAAAGCAGAUGUGAAGUCCCUCAUGGCGAAGUUUAACACAGGGGGCAACCCGACAGAGGAGGUUUCCAAUAGCCGGCCCUUCAAAGUCCCAGGGCAAAACUCACCUGCAGGAAUACAAGCAAAAAAGAACUUAUUCACCAACCAAGGAAAUGCCAGCCCUCCCGCAGGACCCAGCAAUGUACCUAAGUUUGGGUCCACAAAGCCCCCUUUGGCGGUGAAACCUUCUGAAGAAAAGCCUGACAAGGAGCCCAAACCUCCAUUUCUGAAGCCUGCAGGAGUAAACCAAAGAUUUGGAAUCCCGGCAAACUCGGCCACCAGAGAGCCUGAUGGGAAGGUGGGAUUUCUAAAACCUGUAGGCCCCAAGCCCAUCAACUUGCCCAAAGAAGAUGCCAAGCCUGUGUUUCCCAGGCCUCCUGGGAACAAGCCAUCGCUCCACAGUGCAAACCAAGAGCGGGACUUAAAGCCAGCAGGCUCAAAGCCUGGGUCUACUCCUCCAACCCCCGAAAAUGAACAGAUGCAGGUGUUCCCUAAGUUAGCUGGGGCUAAAGGCAAGUUUAUGGCAGCCUCACAAGAUCAUGACCCCAAACCCCUCUUCCCCAAACCCACCUUUGGCCCGAAGCCAUCCCUGAGUACCGAGGACUCCCGGGAAGAUGAGAACCACGCUAAGAAUGUGUCUCCACAGAAAGGUCUGCCGACUCUACCUGGGGCCAGGUCCAGAAGCGGGCCCUUAAAACCAGCAAGGGAAGACCCAGAAAAUAAAGACCAGGGAAGUGACACUUCAAGUUCACCUUUUUCUGGAGUAGUCUUGAAACCUGCUGCAAGCAGAGGGAGUCCAGGCCUCUCCAAAAAUAGUGAUGAAAAAAAAGAAGAUAGGAAGAUAGACGCUGCUAAGAACAUCUUCCUGAACAAAAUGAAUCAGGAAGAGACAGCCUCUGGGGCACCUCCUCUCAAGUUCCCUAAGGCACCUUCUAAGCUGACAGUAGGGGGGUCAUGGGGCCAAGGUCAAGAGAAGGAAAAGGGAGACAAGAUUCCAGCCACCCCCAGGCAGAAGCCCUUGCCUUCCUUGUUUACUUUGGGUCCGCCUCCACCAAAACCUAGCAGACCACCAAACGUCGACCUGACAAAAUUCCGAAAAAAUGCUUCUGGAAACAGUAUCAACAAAAGCCAGACACCUUACUCGACGACGUCCCUGCCACCACCUCCACCACCCCAUCCGACCAGCCAGUCACCACUCCCAGCAGCUCACCCAACACAACCACCAGUCCCAAGUCUACCUCCCAGAAAUAUUAAACCUUCAUUUGACCUAAAGAGCCCUGUAAAUGAAGAAAAUCAAGAUGGUAUCAUGCCCAUGGAUGGUUCUGGAAACCUUGAAGAGGAACAAGAGAGUGAAGGAGAAACAUAUGAAGACAUAGAAGCAUCCAAAGAACGAGAGAAGAAAAGAGAAAAGGAGGAAAAGAAGAGAUUAGAGCUGGAGAAAAAGGAACAGAAAGAGAAAGAAAAGAAAGAACAAGAAAUAAAGAAGAAAUUUAAACUUACAGGCCCUAUUCAAGUUAUCCAUCAAGCAAAAGCUUGCUGUGAUGUCAAAGGAGGGAAGAAUGAACUGAGCUUCAAGCAAGGAGACGAAAUUGAAAUAAUCCGCAUCACAGACAACCCUGAAGGAAAGUGGUUGGGCAGAACAAGGGGAUCGUAUGGUUAUAUUAAAACAACUGCUGUAGAGAUUGACUACGAUUCUUUGAAACGGAAGAAAACUUCACUCGGUACUCUUUCAUCAAGACCUAUUGAAGAUGACCAAGAGGUAUAUGAUGACGUUGCAGAGCAAGAUAAUCUGAGCAGCCACAGUCAGAGUGGAAGUGGAGGGAUGUUCCCACCACCCCCAGAUGACGACAUUUAUGAUGGGAUUGAAGAGGAAAAUGAUGAUAGCUCCAUGCUACAGGUUGAAGAGAAGAGUAGCACGUGGUCCUGGGGGAUUUUGAAGAAGUUAAAGGGAAAAGAUGACAAAAAGAAAAGUAUACGAGAAAAACCUAAAGUCUCUGAAUCAGACAAUAAUGAAGGUUCAUCUUUCCCUCCUCCUCCUAAACAAUUGGACACUGGAGAUGAAGUUUACGAUGAUGUGGAUGCCUCUGACUUCCCUCCUCCAUCAGCAGAAAUGAGUCAAGGAAUCAAUAUUGGAAAAGCCAAAACAGAAGAAAAAGACCCUAAGAAGCUAAAAAAACAGGAAAAAGAAGAAAAAGACUUCAGAAAAAAGUUUAAAUAUGAUGGUGAAAUUAGAGUCCUAUAUUCAACCAAAGUUACAGACUCCUUAACUUGUAAAAAGUGGGGGACCAGAGAUUUACAAGUAAAACCUGGUGAAGCGCUUGCAGUUAUACAAAACACAGAUGAUACUAAAGUUCUCUGCAGAAAUGAAGAAGGAAAAUAUGGUUAUGUGCUUCGGAGUUAUCUGGUGGACAAUGAUGGAGAGAUCUAUGAUGAUAUUGCUGAUGGUUGCAUCUAUGACAAUGACUAGCACUCAGCUUUGGUCAUUCUGCUGUGUUUGUUAGUUACCAAGAUAAAGUCUGGCUUUUAGUUGUCGUAUGUUAUUGGGUAUCAAAGAAAAUGAAUGCAUAAGCUAUUCAUUACCAUUUGUUAUGAAAUUCUGAUUAUUUUAUAAAGUUUUGAACUUAGAAAAUGAUCUCUUUGUUUAAUCACUAUCUCAGGAGACUGUAUUAAUAAGAUAUAAUAAUUAUUAAAUAUUCCAUUUUUGCUACAAUUGUAAAGGUAUUUAUUUUAGACCAUCAAUAAAUAAUUUCCUUCCCCCACAAAAGAAGAAAGAAAAAUCAGUCCAUAAGAAGUGACUGUCUUGUCAAGAAAAAAAAAAAAGAAAAAAGAAAGAAGAAUAUAGAAUAUAAGGAAAGAAAUUUUAAAUCAUCUCACAAGAAUGCAAGCUAUUGUUUGUGGCUCUAAUUAAGAUAGUAUCCUAUACUAUUUAUUCAAAUUACCUAUUUUUUAAAAAGGCAGAGCUGUCUCCUCUCCUAGGUAGGUUAAAUGUUUUUGAAAAUUAUAGCAGUAGCAGAACUUUUAUAUAAACUCAGUUUCUAUUUUUAAAUUAUGAAUAUAUGUUAAUUAUUUGAUAAGAAUAUUAUGCAUUUAGUAUGCACAUCUAAGAUGAAACUGUGGAAGAAUCUAAAAUAAGUUUCCUUUUUACAUAUUCACAUACUAACAGUUUAAAUCUAUACUCUGUUAAAGUAUGACUAUAACUAGAGCAGAUA
This is a messenger RNA of Tupaia belangeri chinensis (Chinese tree shrew), 3620 nucleotides long. It is a transcript of the gene FYB1, whose product is annotated as FYN binding protein 1. Lineage: Eukaryota; Metazoa; Chordata; Mammalia; Scandentia; Tupaiidae. Gene Ontology annotation, biological process: protein localization to plasma membrane; T cell receptor signaling pathway; integrin-mediated signaling pathway. Gene Ontology annotation, molecular function: protein binding; lipid binding. The record is from RefSeq and is a predicted model, not a curated record. Gene Ontology annotation, cellular component: plasma membrane. Bases 398 to 2878 code for a protein of 826 amino acids. The transcript has 20 exons.